AUGGUCCGAUUAAAAGGAGUCAUUCCCAGUGUUCUCACCUACUGUACUCUCGUCAUAUUCCUAUACCUAUUCGUGGUGAAACCACUUCUUCCGAAACUUCAAGACCACUUGGCGUCACCUGUGGUAGAUCAAAAAGAUUUGUUGGAUGAGAUGGAUAUCGAUUGUGAGUACGUAAAAAACGGGACUAAGCCACCGAAUCUGCUGAAAUUUAUGGAAAUGCGGAGUGUGGAAGAUCAACUACUGUAUUCCAAGGAUAGAUGCCAAUCUCUCAAAACAUUAUACCGGUUCAACCCGAAAUCCUUAUCCCUCGAGGAAUCCAACUUCCCCCUGGCUUACGGUAUGCUAGUCUACAAGGAUUUACCACAGGUCCUAUUCAUGCUCUCCUCAAUCUACCACCCACAAAACGAGUACUGUAUGGCUGUUGGGGAAAAUGCGCCGGAACUUUUUCAGCACCUCCUGAAAGAGUUGGCCACAUGCUUUCCAAAUGUGCAUUUUAUGAAACGCCCUCCAAUCAGUUGGGGAAGCCAUGAGAUCAUAAACUCCGCGUACGAGUGUCUCCAAUUCUUAAGUCACCUCAAAACCGACUGGAAAUAUUUUCAAUAUCUAUCAGGUGUGGACGUGCCGCUGAAAACGAAUCUGGAAAUGGUUCGGAUAUUUAAAGCGAUGAAUGGGACGGCGAAUGUGGAGGUGAAAAACUAUCAGAGUGGCAGGUUACGAGGGAAAAAUCACACCGAAUCCCCACUUCCACUAUUCAAAUCUUCAUUGUCUGCUCUGAUACCAAGGGAAGCGUCAAAUGAGUUGGCGUCCUCCCUGAUGCCGCGCGAGCUCCUCGAAUUCCUCGAGGACACUGGAAUCGCUGACGAAGGAUUCUGGGGCACACUUCUUGGGAACCGUAAGAAAUUUGGUAUCCCGGGAAGUCUCGAUUUCCAAGAAUGGAUCGAUUAUCGAGAGAAUCAGAGCUCCUCGUUGAAAUGGCCAACCGAUGGAUGGCGAUACUAUAUAUCGAGAGAUCAAGUGUGGACGAAAUCCGCGUGCCGGAAUUAUAUGACGUCUGGUUCUUGUGUGUUUGGAAUUGGUGAUGUUCCACGGCUACUGACGUCGAAGGCCCUGGUGGCACACAAGUUUUAUUUGAAGUCCGAGCCGGAAGCCUAUUUUUGUUUGUUGAAGGAAAUCCGUCACCGCUCUUCAAACCCUGAUCCCAAGUUCAGCGCCUCCAUGUACUCUGAACUACCGCAAGUGGAAUUGUCUCGUGGUUUCAAUAUGUCUCAAUUAACACAUCAAAAUUGGAUUCUAUGA
This is a messenger RNA of Caenorhabditis remanei, 1296 nucleotides long. RefSeq lists its product as uncharacterized. Gene Ontology annotation, molecular function: glycosyltransferase activity. Gene Ontology annotation, cellular component: membrane. The record is from RefSeq and is a predicted model, not a curated record. NCBI's taxonomy places the organism in Eukaryota, Metazoa, Nematoda, Chromadorea, Rhabditida, Rhabditidae. Bases 1 to 1296 code for a protein of 431 amino acids. The transcript is spliced from 8 exons.